Molecule: messenger RNA, 1449 nt
Organism: Salvia miltiorrhiza (redroot sage)
Lineage: Eukaryota; Viridiplantae; Streptophyta; Magnoliopsida; Lamiales; Lamiaceae
Product: transcription factor MYB16-like
Exons: 3
Coding region: 334-1251 (305 amino acids)
Source: RefSeq, a predicted model, not a curated record
GCCAUACACACUCGCGAUUAAAGUUGCAUUCAAUUUCCUCUCUCUCUCUCUGCAGAUACGCAUCUGAGUUUUUUUAAAUGAGGAUUCAUAAUGCUGUAUAAGAAGCAUAUAGGUGGUUUCCCUCAUUAAUUUUAUUAGGUAAAAUAUUUAUAAUAUCCUCAAAAGAAUACUAUGGAGUAACUAAUGAAUUAAUUUAUUGUAUUAAUUUUUUUCUUUUUUCUUUAUGCAUAGUACUUCGUAUAUAUACAUACGAAUCAUCACCACAGAUUCUAGCUCAGUGUUUACCUCUCACCUUGUAGUGCGUGUUGUUUGAUCGUAGCUAAAACCCUAGAAAUGGUAGGAGAAGGACCCGACUGCAAAGAUUCCAUGGCCAAGCUGAAGAAAGGGCCGUGGACCAGAGAGGAAGACCAGAAACUACUCGCCUAUAUCGAAGAACACGGCCAUGGCAGCUGGCGCACCCUCCCUUCUAAAGCAGGGUUGCAGAGGUGCGGGAAGAGCUGCAGAUUGAGAUGGACGAACUAUCUGAGACCUGAUAUUAAGAGAGGAAAGUUCAGUACGCACGAGGAGAAGACAAUCAUUAGACUCCAUGCUCUUUUAGGCAACAGGUGGUCAGUGAUAGCAGCUCAUUUAUCAAAACGAACCGAUAACGAGAUCAAAAACUACUGGAACACCCGGCUCAAGAAACGGUUAACCCGGAUGGGCAUCGACCCGGCAACCCACAAGCCGAAGAGCAACUCGGGUCAGUCGCGGCAGCAUGCGGACCUCAGCCACAUGGCUCAGUGGGAAGCCGCGCGGCUCGAAGCCGAGGCCAGGCUUGCCCGGGAGUCGAAGCUCCCGCUCCUCCACAAACUAAGCUCCGUGGCGCCACCAGCUCCGCCGCGGCACAUGGCAGCGCUGCCGUGCCUGGACGUGCUCAAGGUGUGGCAGUCGAGCGCCAUCCCCAGCUGCUUCUUCAGAUCAGCGGCAAGCUGCAGCAGUCUAGAGUCGCCGACCUCAACCCUAAACUUCUCCUGCAGCAGCAGCCUCCCGGCACCGGUGGCGGCGAACGAGAUCGUGGCGGCGGAGACUGAGGGCAACAUGGACAUUUCGUAUCCCCCGUACGAUGUUUACAGCUCGAACUACGACUGCGCGUUUAGUCAAGACUCCGGCAUGGGGGGCGACCUCGUCGGAGAAAUGGAAGAGAGUAAGGUUUACUGGAAUCACUUGCUGAAUCUGGUAAGCUCGCCGAUGAUGGAGCUGCCGACGUUGUAGGGAAUAAUGUACCAUUCAUCCAGAUUAGUGUUUAGGGUUAACGUAGCCAAUUUAGGUGUUGUUUCUAAUUAGUUGUUCAUGUUUUAAUUCUCGCAUGUUUCACACGUAAGAUAAGUUAAGAGACGUGUACACGACAAUGAUUGGAUUAGCUAGCUAGCUAGGGUUUCCCAACCUGGAAAAAUAUGCUCUUUAAUUGCA